Molecule: messenger RNA, 1910 nt
Organism: Arabidopsis arenosa
Lineage: Eukaryota; Viridiplantae; Streptophyta; Magnoliopsida; Brassicales; Brassicaceae
Source: the annotation of a GenBank genome assembly
GUCGGAGAUCAUUUUCUCCUCCUCCACCGCCGCCGCUGCCGCCGCCGACGACGACUUUUUCAGUUACUCAACGCCGGAGAUCUUGGUUUAGUGUGUAAUGGAAGGAUGUGGACUAAGAGCUGUGGGAUCACACUGUUCUUUAUCUGAGAUGGAUGAUCUUGAUUUGACUCGAGCUUUGGAUAAACCAAGAUUGAAGAUUGAAAGGAAGAGAUCGUUUGAUGAGAGGUCGAUGAGUGAAUUAUCGACUGGUUAUAGUAGACAUGACGGUAUUCACGAUUCGCCACGAGGUAGAUCGGUGCUUGAUACACCUCUUUCUUCUGCUAGAAACUCCUUUGAGCCUCAUCCUAUGAUGGCUGAGGCUUGGGAGGCUUUGAGGAGGUCAAUGGUUUUCUUUCGUGGUCAACCCGUUGGUACUCUUGCCGCGGUUGAUAAUACUACUGAUGAGGUUUUGAACUAUGAUCAGGUGUUUGUGAGGGAUUUUGUGCCGAGUGCGUUGGCGUUUCUGAUGAAUGGAGAACCGGAUAUUGUGAAACACUUUUUGCUUAAGACACUUCAGCUUCAAGGUUGGGAGAAACGUGUGGACCGGUUCAAGUUAGGAGAAGGUGUGAUGCCUGCAAGUUUCAAGGUGCUUCAUGAUCCUAUUCGUGAAACGGAUAACAUUGUUGCGGAUUUUGGUGAAAGCGCCAUUGGACGUGUGGCUCCUGUAGAUUCAGGGUUUUGGUGGAUUAUCCUUCUUCGUGCUUACACCAAAUCUACUGGAGAUUUGACUCUUUCGGAGACACCAGAGUGUCAAAAGGGAAUGAAACUGAUCCUGUCUUUGUGCUUAGCUGAAGGGUUUGACACGUUUCCUACGCUGCUUUGUGCUGAUGGAUGUUCCAUGAUUGAUCGAAGAAUGGGUGUUUAUGGGUAUCCAAUUGAGAUCCAAGCGUUGUUCUUUAUGGCUCUGAGAUCUGCCUUGUCGAUGUUAAAGCCCGAUGGAGAUGGCAGAGAGUGCAUUGAGAGGAUCGUUAAGCGACUUCACGCCUUGAGCUUCCAUAUGCGCAAUUACUUCUGGCUUGAUCACCAGAACCUCAAUGACAUUUACAGGUUCAAGACUGAGGAAUACUCGCACACGGCAGUGAACAAGUUCAAUGUGAUGCCUGAUUCUAUACCGGAGUGGGUUUUCGACUUCAUGCCUCUCCGUGGUGGCUACUUUGUGGGAAACGUAGGACCUGCCCAUAUGGAUUUCCGGUGGUUCGCACUCGGCAAUUGUGUCUCCAUACUCUCCUCAUUGGCCACUCCAGAUCAAUCCAUGGCCAUUAUGGACCUCCUUGAGCACCGGUGGGCGGAGCUUGUAGGUGAGAUGCCUCUCAAGAUUUGUUAUCCAUGCCUCGAGGGCCACGAGUGGCGCAUAGUCACUGGCUGUGACCCCAAGAACACACGGUGGAGCUACCACAACGGUGGAUCUUGGCCAGUUUUGCUGUGGCAGCUAACAGCAGCGUGCAUUAAGACAGGGAGACCGCAGAUUGCAAGACGUGCGGUUGACCUCAUAGAAUCGCGUCUUCACAGAGACUGUUGGCCAGAGUAUUACGACGGUAAGCUCGGAAGGUACGUUGGAAAACAGGCAAGGAAAUACCAGACUUGGUCAAUCGCAGGUUACUUAGUGGCAAAAAUGUUGCUAGAAGAUCCUUCACACAUUGGUAUGAUCUCUCUGGAAGAAGACAAACUCAUGAAACCAGUCAUCAAGCGAUCUGCAUCAUGGCCACAACUCUGAAAACCGCUUUCGGUUUUUGUUCCGGUUCUAUAUUUGCCACGAUAUGAUUUUUUGUUGUUGUUUGUAUGAUAAUGUUAUUGAAAACUUGUGCGGGGACAUAGACUUUUAUUGAUUGCUUUCUUUCUUGCUUUGCAAGUAAGAAAAAUGAAAUGGGAAA